Messenger RNA from Meloidogyne enterolobii, 1322 nucleotides. The record is from the annotation of a GenBank genome assembly. Lineage: Eukaryota; Metazoa; Nematoda; Chromadorea; Rhabditida; Meloidogynidae.
AUGGAUUUGGAGGGAUUUGACGUUUUUGGUGCUGAGGAGGAGAAUUCGAUCAAGGAAAACAAGCGUGGCGGUCAAAAGAAAACAGAAAAUGCGAAAAAUGUUGAUGCUUAUCAUACAGACGGUUCUGAAUUACACACAAAAGAUCGUCAAGAUAACGUAAAAACAAAUGUUGAACAAAACAAGGACAGUGAAAGCGUGAAACAUUUGAAAGGAGCUGGGGGCAUGAAAAUGAACUUUGGUGAAGGCGAUGAUGAUGGACAGGAAUUUGAAUUUCUUGGUGUAGGCGGUAUUCAGGCAAACGAAAAGGAUUCGAUCAAAGAAAACAAGCGUGCCAAUCAAGAAAAAUCGGAAAAUGCAAAGAAUGUUGAUAUUUAUAAUCAAAAUGGUUCUGAAUUACACACUAAAGACCGUAAUGAUGAAAUUGAUACAAAUAUCGAAGAAAAUAAGGACAGUCAAAGCGUUAAACACAUUAAAGGAGCCGGCGCUAUUCAAAUAAAACCUAAGGACAAUAAUGAAGAUGAACCCGAUUUGGUUCAUGUUAUCGGAUUUGAAGGUAAAGAAAAAGUCUCCAAGAAGAAGAAUAAAAAGUUGAAUAAGAAGGAAAAAGAAAAUGCUAAGAAUAUUGAUAUAUACAAUAAAGAUGGCUCUGAAUUACACACUAAAGAUCGUCAUGAUGAAAGUAACACAAACUUUGAAGAAAAUAGUGAUAGUCAUAGUGUUAAAAACCUGAGAGGGGCAAGCCUUACUAAAAUGAACCUCCCUGAUGGUAAUGGGAAUGAAGAACCAUGCGAUGAUGAGCCUUCUACUGAUUCACCAUCUGGUCCACCUUCCGGCAACGAAGAACCACGUCAGCAUAAUAUUCCUCGAACUCCUCGUCCUACCCGUGGUCCCCGUGCUUCUCGCACUCCUCGUGUCCGUCAACCAGAGCAAGAAAAUCCUGUGACUGAUUGCUCGACGGAUCAACCAGAGACUUCAACUCGCGGGUCUGGCAAAGAAUGCACUUUGUUGCAAAAACUUGCAAAACGUCUCGGUAGAAAGGUUAACUGCUAAGUUGAAGUGGAAUGCAAGAAGGAAUGGAAGAAUGGAUUUAUAAAAAUGGGAUGAAUAAAAUUAUAUAAUUAAAUUAACUAAAUCUAAAGUAACUUUAUAUUUUAAUUUCGGCUUUAUUUAAAUAAAACUAUGGGUAAAAUUUGAGAUUUAUAUCGUCAAUAAUGUUUUCGACAUGAAGUUGUAUCCCGAACGGUCGGGCCAGAUGAGCAAAAAGCUUCUUAACGAGGUAGGGAUUUUAAUUAAAAAAAUUUAUAAAGAUUUUUCAGUCUAUU